AAUCUCAGUGAUACCUUGAAAAAGCUGAAGAUAACAGCUGUUGACAGAACUGAGGACAGUUUGGAAGGAUGCUUGGAUUGUCUGCUGCAAGCGCUGGCUCAAAAUAAUAUGGAAACAAGUGAAAAAAUCCAGGGAAGUGGAAUACUUCAACUGUUUGCAAGUCUGUUGAUCCCACAGUCUUCCUGCACAGCCAAAGUAGCUAACAUCAUAGCAGAAGUAGCCAAAAAUGAAUUUAUGCGAAUUCCAUGUGUGGAUGCUGGAUUGAUUUCACCACUGGUGCAGCUGCUAAAUAGCAAAGACCAGGAAGUGCUGCUUCAAACGGGCAGGGCUCUAGGAAACAUAUGUUAUGAUAGCCAUUCCCUUCAAGCUCAGCUUAUCAAUAUGGGUGUUAUUCCUACCUUAGUGAAAUUACUGGGUAUCCACUGCCAAAAUGCAGCUCUUACAGAAAUGUGUCUUGUUGCAUUUGGCAAUUUAGCAGAGCUUGAGUCAAGUAAAGAACAGUUUGCCGGUACAAAUAUUGCUGAAGAGCUGGUAAAACUCUUCAAGAAACAAAUAGAACAUGAUAAGAGGGAAAUGAUUUUUGAAGUUCUUGCUCCAUUGGCAGAAAAUGAUGCCAUUAAACUACAGCUGGUUGAAGCAGGCCUGGUGGAAUGUCUCCUGGAGAUUGUUCAACAGAAAGUGGAUAGUGACAAAGAAGAUGAUAUUGCUGAGCUCAAAACUGCUUCAGAUCUAAUGGUUUUACUACUUCUUGGAGAUGAAUCCAUGCAGAAAUUAUUUGAAGGAGGAAAAGGGAAUGUGUUUCAGAGGGUGCUGUCCUGGAUCCCAUCAAGCAACCACCAGCUGCAGCUUGCUGGAGCGCUGGCAAUUGCAAAUUUUGCCAGAAAUGAUGGAAAUUGUAUCCAUAUGGUAGACCAUGGGAUUGUAGAAAAGCUUAUGGAUUUACUGGACAGACAUGUGGAAGAUGGAAAUGUAACUGUGCAGCAUGCCGCCCUCAGUGCCCUCAGAAACCUUGCCAUUCCAGUUGUAAAUAAAGCAAAGAUGUUAUCAGCUGGAGUCACAGAGGCAGUUUUGAAAUUCCUUAAGUCUGAAAUGCCCCCGGUUCAAUUCAAACUUCUGGGAACAUUAAGAAUGUUAAUAGAUGCACAAGCAGAAGCUGCUGAACAACUGGGAAAGAAUGUUAAAUUAGUAGAGCGUUUGGUGGAAUGGUGUGAAGCCAAAGAUCACGCUGGAGUGAUGGGGGAGUCAAACAGACUGCUCUCUGCUCUCAUACGGCACAGUAAAUCAAAAGAUGUAAUUAAAACCAUUGUACAGAGUGGUGGCAUCAAGCAUCUAGUUACCAUGGCAACCAGUGAACAUGUAAUAAUGCAGAAUGAAGCCCUUGUUGCUUUGGCACUAAUAGCAGCUUUAGAAUUGGGCACUGCUGAGAAGGAUCUAGAGAGUGCUAAACUGGUACAGAUUUUACACAGACUGCUAGAAGAUGAGAGAAGUGCUCCUGAAAUCAAAUAUAAUUCCAUGGUCCUGAUCUGUGCUCUUAUGGGAUCUGAGUCGCUACACAAGGAAGUACAGGAUUUGGCCUUUCUAGAUGUUGUAUCCAAACUUCGCAGUCAUGAGAACAAAAGUGUUGCCCAACAGGCCUCUCUCACAGAGCAGAGACUUACUGUGGAAAGCUGAGAACUGCCUCUCCCUGGUACAUGGCAUCAUCCCAUCUCUCACUGCCCCUUUGUCCUCCAUCCAGCUGCCUCUUCUGCUUCAUUCUCUACCAUGUCACUUGUGCAUGCGUGUAAUGUCCCAAUACCUAUUGAAGAACUGCUGUAGGUACCUGCCCAAUAAGAUUUCUAAACCUAUAGUUAGUGUGACCAUGAAUUUGUCAAAAACAAGUCUCCACCCAUAACUGUUCUCUUGUAUUCCCAUUGCUUGAGCUACAUUAAGUAGAAUGUGCAUGUUGUAGUCCUAUGAUGAUGUAAACUUGGUACUACAUAAUGACUUGCUCCUCACACUUGGUAAACUACAUAAUAAUGUACUGGUAAAUUAGAAACAAGCAAGAAUGCAGCAGGAUCUGUCUAGCUUACUAAAGAUGGAAUUGAAUAGUAAAAAUAGCUCCAUUUUUUUUUGGUGCUUGGGAAGCACAGUGACCAAAAAACUGUAUGGCUGCUCAUUCAUUAGUCUUACCUACUAAUGUCAAGCCCAUGGUACCUAGAGUUAAAUAAAAUCCAGUGCUCUCACUCUUUA
Molecule: messenger RNA, 2229 nt
Organism: Ceratotherium simum simum (southern white rhinoceros)
Lineage: Eukaryota; Metazoa; Chordata; Mammalia; Perissodactyla; Rhinocerotidae
Source: RefSeq, a predicted model, not a curated record